UCGAAAUCGCACCGAACAACGCGCACAUAAUCUCAUCUCCUUUUCCGAUCGCACGCGAACGUUUCAGGUUCCCAUUCACUGCAACCUCCGCCGACAAUGUCGCUGGUGAGGCGCAGCAGCGUGUUCGACCCCUUCUCCCUCGACCUCUGGGACCCCUUCGACAGCAUGCUCCGCUCCGUCGACCCGUCGCCCGGCUCCUCCGACUCCGACACCGCCGCCUUCGCCGCCGCCCGCAUCGACUGGAAGGAGACGCCCGAGGCGCACGUGUUCAAAGCCGACCUCCCCGGCGUCAAGAAGGAGGAGGUCAAGGUGGAGGUGGAGGACGGCAACGUGCUGGUCAUCAGCGGCCAGCGCAGCAAGGAGAAGGAGGACAAGAACGACAAGUGGCACCGCGUGGAGCGCAGCAGCGGCCAGUUCAUGAGGCGGUUCCGCCUCCCGGAGAACACCAAGGUCGACCAGGUGAAGGCUGGGUUGGAGAACGGCGUGCUCACCGUCACCGUGCCCAAGGCGGAGGAGAAGAAGCCUGAGGUCAAGGCUAUCGAGAUCUCUGGUUAAGCGGCCAUGGACGCCGGUUGAAGAUGGUGCGAAUGUGAUGCUACGAGUCGUGCUUGCAGCUUGCUUGAUCUCGGUGUGUGUGUGUUCAUGAGCGUGUGUGGUGUGGACGAUGUGUACUUCCCUUGCCGCCGUACUUCCUUUCGCUCUGUUCUUCCGUGUAAACGUCCGGUGCUUCCUCUGAGAAAUAAAUAAAGAGCUUUCAUUCAAAUGUUCUA
Messenger RNA from Panicum virgatum (switchgrass), 770 nucleotides. RefSeq names its product 16.9 kDa class I heat shock protein 1-like. The coding region runs from base 97 to 555 and encodes 152 amino acids. Gene Ontology annotation, biological process: protein folding; response to hydrogen peroxide; response to heat. The record is from RefSeq and is a predicted model, not a curated record. Lineage: Eukaryota; Viridiplantae; Streptophyta; Magnoliopsida; Poales; Poaceae. The transcript has a single exon.